Molecule: messenger RNA, 1224 nt
Organism: Clonostachys rhizophaga
Lineage: Eukaryota; Fungi; Ascomycota; Sordariomycetes; Hypocreales; Bionectriaceae
Source: the annotation of a GenBank genome assembly
AUGCAAGCAAAGAUUCUGAAGCGCCUCUUGAAGGAGAUUGACGAUGUCAAUGCCGACUUCUUCAAUCUGCGAACAGUCAUCUCUCCAGAUCCCGAGGACGACAUAACCCGGUUUUCUUUCAUUAUGAUACCGAACGACGGCGCCAUGGCGCAUCUGACUCUGGUCGGAGCAAUGUAUAUUCCUGAUACUUAUCCAGAGUCACCACCGGUGAUCCAUCUCUACACCAUGACUGAGCGUUAUAAUGUCGACAUUUAUCGAGGUCGACUUGAGAACAAGAACGCCAGCAGUCUUUGCUUCAACAUCUUGCGCGCCAAAUCAAAGGAUGGUACUUGGAAUGAAGACUACACCAUCUCGGCGCUCUUUGCCUCGCUAAUGUCAGCCCUUGUGUCUUUUUACGUCCCCCAGGAAAUCGGUCCGGACCGACCCGAAUAUGUUACGAUGGAGAAGCUUCACAAUGUGAAGCAAUAUGCAAAGGAUAGCUACAACACCCACAAAGACCGCAUGCCGGCCAUUCCUCAAAUUCCACUAGUAGAAGCGACGAUGGUUAAGGCGAAGAAGUUGAACUUUCCACCAGUGAUCCUCUCUGGUGAACCGGAAAGGGUGACAGCAGGCCCAAUCUAUCUACAGACCGGAAACUCAACCGCCCAUUCCUUUGCAGUAGACCUUUCUGGGUUGCGUGAAGGUGUCAUCUUCUCCGUGAUUUUGUCUAGCUCCGAGACGGACCUGAUCGGAAAGAAACCGGAAACGGUGCUGGUCCGAAACGGCGUGACGGCUUCAGCAGCUCGGAAGCGCAAGGGCCAGCCAACUCGAUGGUUUUACCACGGGACGCCUAUGAACGAUGGUGAUAUGAAACUGCACGUCACUAUCGGGCAGGAUCAGAUGACGCUCGUCUAUAAUUCCAAUGGGCGCCGCUACGUUCAUGGCGAUUGCCCCUUGUCGCGGUUGACGCCUCUUGAGAUCGGCGACGUCCGUGGAGUUCCAUUCUAUGUCCACAUAUUUACCAAGAAGAAGAGUGGAGGGCGGUCAAAAAUCUUCCUACUAGACACCCACGGAAAAGGGUACUUGUAUCAAGAUCCGGAGGUAGCGGACAAAGAUACCCUCGACUUUGAGAUUGUAGACCAUCCAAAUGAGUCUGAGGUGGUUUCGCGGCAAAGUCCGGAUGGUAGUCAUGCUGUGGAGGCUGAGCAGGAGUUGUGGGAGGAGUUGGACGCACUCAAAAUCUAA